AUGUCGAACGGUGCAACUGUCUUCAAACGGAUAUUUCCCCAAUACCAACAGGAGUUGGAAGUUGAGCAAGCGUCGGUGUUCCUUGGUAACAACUCGAAUAUAAUUGGAUAUUCCUAUGUUCAUACGCUGUUAUGGGACAAACUUGAACCUGCCCACGACCGCUGGAACACCACUGUUAUGCAAACUAUCGCCAUCAACAACUCUCAGAACAUUCAAUUCGAGAUUAUCAGCCUCCAGCUCGCUCUUCCAAUCGUCCCAGCCCUCGCAGUCAAUUUCUCACCGAAAAACUCGUCGACAACAGCCCUCCUACGCUCGCCAGACAAGCAGCUAGAUCUAGAUCUACAUAAAUCCUACUCGAGCGUGGACACGGUCCUGCUUGCACGCCGGAUGAGCAAAAUAUUGGAUCGUCGAUUCGUCUCUGCACGUAUCGUCGACCGAGGUGCAUAUGCAUCCGUAUACCAGCUGAUAGAGCAUUCAUCUGCAUCAUCACCAUCGACCACGGCAGCCAGCGACACCAUCUCAGGCGCACGCAGAUCAGCCGUCAUCGUAAGAAUCUCAAGUCGACCAGUGUACAAUGACGUCGCUAUCGAUGAAGAAAGAAAGAAGAUCCGUGUAUAUGUGGGGACGCUCACCCUUAUUCAUGAAUCUGCCCCCAAGCAGGUGCGACGCCGAGUUCCACAGAUACUGGCAUACGAUGCGUCAGAGAGCACGGAAUUUGGAUUGGGAUGGGUCGCGAUGACCCGAGUCGCUGGAUGUCCAGUGGCAGAAUGCUGGUCGGAUUUCGGCAUGAAGCAGAAGCAGCGCACCAUCGAAGACUUGGGAACCCUCACUCGGAAACUCUCACGUUUCAUGGUUGCAGACGAGAUUGGCUCAAUGCUCGCCAACGCCGCUGCCUCUGGCAGCAAGUCAGGCGUCUCGCGCGUCCAGCUCUCGCUCCCUCGCCGAACCGGAGCCAACAAUAUGCGACCAUAUCAGUCGCCUCGAAUGGGUUCUGGUGGGCACGACUCGGCCAGUUCGUUUAUGCGCUGGGCUGUCGAGUCGGAGGUGGCUUUCCUCCGCCAACACCAGAGGCCGGCAGCGCGGUGCUUCAACAUGAACAUGGUACGACUUAGACAGUGUGGGAUGGAGGACGAGAUCCCGACCGAUGUAUCGUUUGCCAGCACGACAAGCGCCGUCUACCGCAAGCAACUGCGAGCGUUGGGUGACCUCGCGCAGACGAUCCUGGAUGCCGAGGACAAGGAGGAUGAUCGAUUUGUCCUGGCGCAUCUUCAUCUGUCUCCAGAAAAUAUUCUCGUCGACGAGGAGACGGGAGCAGUGACUGGUAUCGUGGAUUGGGAGUUCUCCGGCUUUGUUCCCGAGUGGCUUGCACUCGCGCCACCCACUUGGAUUACCAACGAGUCUCUGCCCACAUGGUCUGAGGGUGGAUGGAAGACGGAAGAGGACGAGUCGCCCUAUGGAUCCACCGACGAGCUAGAGCAGCUGCGGACGACAUGGGUCAGCGCAGUCUCCUGGGACGACCAGAGUCAAACUCAGCACGAUGCCUCGGACAAGCGAACGAUGUGGAAAGCGUGCUUGAGCGAGUGGCACGAACUAGAACGGGCGUGUGCCUGGGCUCGAGGCGUGGUCACUGUUCGACAUCGCUCGGACGAUUAUCCGCGCAACGACGGUCGAAACGCAAUCGACCUAUCGUACUCGGAUGGGGAGAUUCAACGGCCAGCAAUCGGACGAUGCCCCUCACCGUCGACUGCAGAAUCCUCCACUGGUCCCUUAACCCCGAUCGAGAUGGCCGUACAGCUUCCGCCAUGGGUAGCUAGCAACCAAAAGAAAGAUGCUCCAUUCGUUCCUCCCAGUUGGCAGUACGAGCGGAGUGAAGAGAGUGACGAUGGAGACGACGAGGAGAGUGACGAAGAGAGUGUUGUCGAGAACGACAUUGACUUUGAGGAGUUUGCCUUGUCGUUUGAGCCACCUCCCUUGCCGCACAUGGGUGCGCCAAUCGUUCAGCUCACAGCUCCAUCACCAUGCUCGGAACUCUCUUUCGACAUCCCUUCCCCAAAAGUCGAACCACCUCAAAAUCCAUCGUCGCUCUGCUUUGUUCAAGGGAUGAACUCUUCUCUUCCGCCCUCGACGCUGUCUCCCGAUUCGAUAUGGACGGCAUUCUGGGAGACUCCACGUGUGGACAUCGCACGUGAUUUGGACUUUAUUGUAGAGCGUGACCAGGAUGCAGGCUGGUAG
Messenger RNA from Serendipita indica DSM 11827, 2232 nucleotides. The record is from the annotation of a GenBank genome assembly. NCBI's taxonomy places the organism in Eukaryota, Fungi, Basidiomycota, Agaricomycetes, Sebacinales, Serendipitaceae.